GAUAAAAUUAAAAUUACAAUGGAAGUUUAAAACUUUACAGUAUAAAUUGUAUAUAGUACUAGAAGACUUCUUUGCAAUGUUCAUAAUAGUAGCAACAGAUGCACAAAAUAUGUUUAAGCAAGUUUUCACAACAGUUUUUAACUUGGAUGUCAACAAAAAAAUACAAAUACAGCAUUCAGCUAGCUUAUUUUAUAACACCUCUUAUGAUCAAAGUUUAUUUUUAAAAGAUUUUAACACCCACAUUUUUUCUAUAAAUUAUGCUAAAAAAUUGAAUUCUCUUAUUGCAGUAUAUGAUGAAGUCAUUGAUAGCUCCUUGCAAUCUUGUAAUAUUUAUGCUAUGAAACCAGAACAAGACAGUUGUAUAUUAGCAGCAUUAUCUGAUAACGAUUCAGGUGUAGCUGCUGAUGCUUCAAAUCCUACUAGCACACAUAAUUCCUUGAACUCUUCUUCUAAGCCUCCCCGGGGAAUUAAUAAAAAUUUCAAUAAAAAUAAGAAUGCUUCAUCCAGGUCCUCCAUUUCUUCAGGUUCAUCAGUUUCUAGUCCAGAACUAUCAAAGCGACAUUUACAACCCUCGUUUAGUCGAGACAUAAAUCGCAAGUCUUUGUCUACAAAUCAUCCUAUGUUGUAUACAUGGAUAGAUCAACAAGACAAGUUUGGCGGUGGAGACAUGUAUGCUGUUACGCGGCAGGAUAAAGUUGACCAAAAUAUCAAAGAUAAUGACUCAGAAUCAUCGUUUGACCAAGAAAUUUUACUUGAUCACUAUGCCUUAAAAUGCGUUGACAUACAACCAUAUACAACUUCAGAUGGGCGUGAAAUUGGUUUGGUUGUACAAAAUGUUGUUGAAGGAAGUUAUGUCGAUAGAAUAGGGGAAUUGCAAACUGCUGACAGAAUAACUGAAGUAAAUGGCAUGGUUUUAACAGGUUUUUCCAAUGCAAAAGCAAAAGAAAUGUUUAACGAAGCUUUGAAAUCAGAAGUUAUUCGUCUUAAACGGACUCGUUCACAUCAUUUUCUCAAAGAUCAAAUUGAAGUACCUCAUUUAGAUUUAAUAAGCUCUGAAAAUUCUAAAGAACUUUUAAAACAGAGCAAAGAAGCUCCAAAGGUUUCAGUAUCAUCUGUAGAUAGUCAACCAAAAGAAGCUGCCAUUGAAGCUGAUUCAAAAGAAGAAGAAAAAAAAUCUAAUAAACAUAACUUUGUUGUUAGUCUUACAAAGGGAAAAGAUGGUCUGGGGUUUACUAUCACCAGUAAAGAUGUUUUAACAAGUAAUACUAGAGAGUUUUUUAUAAAAAAUAUAUUGAAUAAAGGAGCUGCAAUAAAUGAUGGCAGAUUGAGAGCUGGAGAUGAGCUAAUAAAGGUUAAUGAUGUUUCAUUGUACGAUAAAAGUCAAUCGGAUGUUGUUAAGAUACUUCGAGAAUCAGAGGGAGUGUUAACUCUUCAACUUGCAAGGAAAAAAUCGUUUCAAGAAGAUAUACAUUUUGAAGACUCCAAGUGUCUCCCAGAAGAAAGCAUUAAAACAAAUAAUUCAUCAGAUAUAGUGAAAAAUUCUUUUUCUGAAGAGAUUCUUAAGCUCACCAUACCUCUUAAUAAUCAAGGCUCGGCCGGAUUAGGGAUAAGCCUAAAAGCAAAAGUAAAUGAAGUUACUAAAGAAGAUCUUGGCAUAUACAUCCAAUCAGUUUUGAAAGGUGGUGCAGCCGCAAAGGAUGGAAGAUUGAUGGCCAAGGAUAAACUUAUUAGUAUUAAUGACACUAUAUUAAUUGGAAUGUUAAAUGAUGAAGCUAUGGCUUUGAUUCGUAUAGCUAUGGAAGAGUCAGUACAAAAAGAUUUUAUUCAAAUUGUUAUUAGUCGUCAAUCAAGAACUAAUUAUAUGCCCAAUAAGGAUGAUCAUAUUCUAUCCAGCAGCCCAAUUAAUGAUAGUAUGAAAGUUACAACAGAUCUUGUUGACCAUGGUGACCAUGAUUCUUUAAUUGAGGAAAAAAGUCAGAAAUUAUCCGGGCACAAUCCUGUUAGAAAUAAAUCAUACUUUAAAGCCUGUCCAUUAAUUUUAUCUGAUGAAAACAAACAGUUUGAUGGUGGUUCUACUGCAGAAGUACAAUCUAAAGCUUGUGUUGAAAAAACCCCUGUUGAAGAAGUUCCUAAAAAACAAUUAGCAAAUUAUGAAAUGCCCCCAUCUUACGAAGAAGCUGUGAGUCGUAAGCUUUCAAAUAACAAUAUAAUUAAGGAAAGAGUGAAAUUAAGAAUGGUACCUGGUUCAAUUUUUGCUGUACCAUUUGAUGAAAUCCAAAAGCAAGAAGCAAAAAUAAAUGCAUUUAAACCUCUUGCAAGAACUAAACUUAUGAGUAGUAGUCAAUCAAAUAUCGACAAGUUGGAUUCUGCUAGAAUGUCCAUUGUUUCACAGUCUUCAUUAGAAUCCUUUAUGGUAGGACCUGAUAAAAUUCCAUUUUCACGCCAUGCGUUUGGAAGAUCUUCUAUGUCAGAAAGAAAAGGGCGCGCACAUAUUGAUGCAACCAAGAGUGAGCUAUAUAACAAAUUAAAGAAAUUUAAAAGUAUGGAAGAACUUAGAGCAUCACGCAUGUUAGAAAUGGACUUCAAUGCUAAUUUUAUAGACAGACAGACACACAAAAAUGAUCAGUUAAUCGAUUACGAAUUGAACAUGUUUGAAAAAAACAACAAUCAAAGCUCACCAAACGAUAUAUCUUUCGCUGCUAAUCACCUUUCAGUCAAUGGUAACAAAAUGAAGGAUCAUAAAAUCGAUAAUUCCAAUAACAGAUACUUAAAAUAUUCUAAAAUGCACCCACCGAAAUCAAAUCGAAAAAUAAAAACACGUCCUUACUCAUGCCUUAUUGAUGGUAACGAUGUCAGAAAUCGAAAUAUGGCGUUAAACAAUAGCUUCCAAGAAGCGUUAAACUGUUCAGAUGAAUCUUUUUCACCAGUGUUAAAAGUUCCAGCUCGCAAAAAAUCUGCCCCCGAAAGAUCGCUUUUUUUUGUAGACGAAAAGAAGCGGAAAGGUUUUUUAAAAGGAAUCGGCGACCUGCUGAAAUGGAAUAAGAAGAUAAAAGAUGAAGGCGUUACUGUAAACGACAUAAGUAAAAUUAAAAACAGUCAUUGCAACAUUGAUUGUGUAAAACCACGCCCUUUAAGUUUGAGUGCUGAAUCGAUAGCUUCGUCUCCUUACUUAGACUUUAACAACAAAAAUAUCAUGUGUUUACAAGAGGAUUUAUUUCAAAAAGAAUUAGUUAAUGCAAAAAUACAAGAGAAGAAAAAAAUGAAAGCGGAGGGAAGGAACGAUCCCCUUCAUAAUAAUAAAUCACCCACUUCAAAUCUUUAUAAAUGUUCACAUAUUGCUUAUAAACCAGCAACAUUGCCGGAUAAAACAUCACACGAAACGUGGAGCGUUCAUAAUGCCGCUACUAUGCGUGAAAAAACGAAACAGUUUUACCCAGAUGUUCGAAACAGUACAAGAAGUACGCGUGAUUUUCAUUUACAACGUCAAAGUUCACUACCUCCAAGGAGUAAAAAAGAAGUAAAUCCUUUUAUUGCUGAACAAAAAAAAGUGGCUCAUGUCAUUUCCGAACCAAUCAAAAGCAGGUUUGCUUUAGAAACAGAAGAUAUUUUUCAUACAAAAAAAAACUCCCCAGUUCAACUUACGUCUAUUCAUAAACUUGAAGAAAUCAAGAAAACACCGAGCUCAUAUCCUAUCAAUAGCAAAUCAUUACCUACACAAAAAACAAAUGUUCAACAAAUAACAAAGUUAAACCGUGAGAACGUGUCGAUAACACAUCAGGCGCAGGUUUAAUUUUUAUAUAUAUUUGCCAAAAUAUAUUUAAUCCCCAUUAGCACUUCUAAAUGAAAUAAAAAAACCUAAAUAUUAAAAUUACUCAUUUCACUGCAAUUUUAACUUAAAAGGUUUUACAAAUCUCAAGGAUAAAAAUUAACAUGAUCAAAUUAUUUUAUAAUUAAUUUCGCAUAUUUUAAACAUGUUUGCUAGAAAUUAGUGACUAUUUAUUAUAAUUCAUAUUUUAGCAUUUUUGCUAAUAUAUCCCAUAAGUGUUUACUUUCUGUUGUAAGCAUAAAUAUAUCAAAGUUUAUUUAUUUAGAAGUUUUAAAGAUAAUUAUAAUCUAGAAUUUUUUUACAUUGAAAAUGUUGUUAAAUAAUUUUAGAAUGUCAUUUUUUUUUAAUUGAAAAUGUUUUUUUUUUUCUUUUUUUCGCGGCGUCAUCAGGAAAAUACUUGUAAAUUAUGGGUAUUUUGCGAAUACGAAAUUUGAAUAUAGCUUUUUUGCUUCUCUCGCCUGUUUAUAAGAUAUAUACUAUAAGAUAAAUAUAUAUAUAUAUAUUUUUGUUGUUCAUUUAGUUUUUUAGUAGCAUCUUGAAAGCUUUUUUAUUUACAAACAUUCAUUUUUGUGUAAAUGUCGCUCCAUGACCAACUUUUUUAAACGUCUUUAUAAAUGCUGUGUACAUUU
Hydra vulgaris (swiftwater hydra) is the source of this 4455-nucleotide messenger RNA. Lineage: Eukaryota; Metazoa; Cnidaria; Hydrozoa; Anthoathecata; Hydridae. The record is from RefSeq and is a predicted model, not a curated record.